This is a messenger RNA of Elgaria multicarinata webbii, 769 nucleotides long. It is a transcript of the gene PSMB9, whose product is annotated as proteasome 20S subunit beta 9. Gene Ontology annotation, cellular component: proteasome core complex. NCBI's taxonomy places the organism in Eukaryota, Metazoa, Chordata, Lepidosauria, Squamata, Anguidae. Gene Ontology annotation, molecular function: threonine-type endopeptidase activity. The record is from RefSeq and is a predicted model, not a curated record. The transcript has 6 exons. Bases 80 to 715 code for a protein of 211 amino acids.
ACUUCGCGCUGUCGCUUUCGAUAUCGGCGGCUGCUCCUGUUUCCGUGCGAGGAGCCCGGCUCCGUCUUGGGGGGAUCAAAUGGACAAUCGGGGGGUGCAGAAGAUCAGCCUCGGGACCACCAUUAUGGCAGUGGAGUUUGAUGGAGGUGUCGUGGUGGCUUCCGACUCGCGAGUCUCUGCAGGGGAGUCUGUGGUGAACCGGGUCUUCAACAAGCUGGAACCCCUGCAUGACCGAAUUUACUGCGCGCUCUCCGGCUCUGCGGCUGAUGCCCAGGCCAUUGCUGAUACGAUUCAUUACCAGCUGGAGCUCCACAGUUUGAACAUGGAGGAGGCUCCGCUGGUUGUGGCUGCAGCCACCUUGGUGAAAAACAUUAGCUACAAGCACAAGGAAGAGCUCUCUGCUCACCUCUUGGUGGCAGGGUGGGACCACAGGAAAGGCGGGCAGGUGUACGUGACAAUGGGGGGGAUGCUCACCCGGCACCCCUUUUCCAUUGGGGGAUCUGGGAGCCAGUACAUCCAUGGCUACGUCGACUCUGCCUAUAGAUACGGAAUGGACCAGGAGGAAUGCCGCCACUUCACCAAAAACGCUAUUGCCCUGGCCAUGAUCCGGGACGGUUCCAGCGGAGGCGUCAUUUACCUCGUCACCAUCACCAAAGACGGCGCCAAGGAGGAAAUUGUCUCGGGAGACAAAAUCCCCAAGUUCUACGAUGAAUGAAUUUGCCUGCCCUCCCCUUCUGUUUUAAUCCAGUAAAUGUUGUUUUGACUAGAA